Alosa alosa (allis shad) is the source of this 2861-nucleotide messenger RNA. It is a transcript of the gene atg9b, whose product is annotated as autophagy related 9B. Gene Ontology annotation, biological process: autophagy of mitochondrion; protein localization to phagophore assembly site. The coding region runs from base 92 to 2542 and encodes 816 amino acids. Lineage: Eukaryota; Metazoa; Chordata; Actinopteri; Clupeiformes; Clupeidae. Gene Ontology annotation, cellular component: autophagosome; phagophore assembly site. The transcript has 16 exons. The record is from RefSeq and is a predicted model, not a curated record.
UCCUUUAAACGUCUCUGAUUGAAGUCAGCCAUCUAACGUGAUCCUGAAGCCAAGUUUCAAAGAGCUUGCAUCAGUGAGUAUGUAAGGAAGAAUGGCUGACUUUGAGGCCUAUCAGGAGUAUCAAAGAAUUGAGGACUUUGAAGACUCCCCACCAGGAGAAGAGGAUUUACUUGUGCAUGUUCCUGAAGGCCUGAGAGAUUCAUGGCAUCACAUCGAGAAUCUGGACAUUUUUUUCACACGGAUAUAUCACUUUCACCAGAAAAAUGGCUUCGCCUGUAUGAUGCUCUCUGAAUUCUUUGAACUAAUACAGCUGCUGUUUGUGGUCACAUUCACAACCUUUCUCUUCAACUGUGUUGAGUAUGAUAUCCUUUUUGGUAAUCGGGCAGUUAACCACACGGGACCCAGUGUCAACCCUCUGGACAGGAGUAAGGUUACACUGCCAGAUGCCAUCUUGCCCAGUCAUCAGUGCUUCGAGAGAAUUCAAGGCAGUAGUUGGAUUAUUUCUCUGCUGAUAAUGGCAGCCGUCUUCUGGAUCUACCGUCUUAUAAAAGUCAUCUUCAAUAUCCUCAGUUACUGGGAGAUCCGGCAGUUUUACAUUAAGGCUCUGAAAAUAAGGAUGGAUGAGCUCUGUAACUUUACUUGGCAGGAAGUGCAAGACCGUCUCAUCAGCUUGCAGCGUGAACAGCAGAUAUGCAUCCACAAAAAAGAGCUCACAGAACUGGAUAUCUACCACAGAAUCCUACGUUUCAAGAACUACACUGUGGCCAUGGUCAACAAAUCAGUGCUACCUGUGCGGCUACAUCUCCCCAUGUUGGGUGAAGUUGUUUUUCUCACACAGGGACUCAAAUACAAUUUUGAACUUAUUCUCUUUUGGGGUCCUGGUUCACUCUUUCAGAACAAAUGGAACCUUCAUCCUAAAUACAAGCGUGCAAGCAAUCGACUGGAGUUGGCACAGCAAUUAAGCCGGGUAAUCCUAUUAGCAGGUGUGGCAAACCUGUUGCUCUGCCCUCUGGUGCUAGUCUGGCAGGUACUUUAUGCAUUCUUUAGCUAUGCUGAAGUGAUCAAGCGUGAACCAGGCAGCCUGGGAGCACGCCGCUGGUCUCUAUAUGGCCGACUCUACCUCCGCCAUUUCAACGAACUAGACCAUGAACUGCAAGGACGGCUUGGACAUGGCUAUAAACCAGCUGCCAAAUACAUGAACUCUUUUGCCUCUCCACUGCUUGCUGUGUUGGCCCGUAAUGUAGCCUUCUUCUCUGGCUCAGUUUUGGCUGUGUUGAUUGCACUCACAGUCUAUGAUGAGGAUGUGCUGACGGUGCAACACAUUCUAACAGCAAUUACAGUGCUGGGUGUUGUCAUCACUGUAACAAGAUCAUUUAUCCCAGAUGAACACAUGGUGUGGUGUCCAGAGCAAUUGCUGCAGUGUGUCCUAGCACAUAUCCACUAUAUGCCUGACCACUGGAAGGGAAAUGCCAACAAGUGUGAAACACGUGAUGAGCUGGCUCAACUUUUUCAGUAUAAGGCGGUAUUCAUCUUGGAGGAACUGAUUAGCCCAGUCAUUACUCCAUUCAUCCUUAUAUUCCUCCUGCGCCAUAAAUCUCUUGAGAUCAUAGACUUUUUCCGCAACUUCACUGUGGAAGUGGUAGGCGUUGGGGAUAUAUGCUCUUUUGCCCAAAUGGACAUACGUCGCCAUGGAAAUCCACAGUGGCUGUCUGAGGGCCAGACAGAGGCUUCUGUCUAUCAGCAAGCAGAAAAUGGAAAGACAGAACUGUCGCUGAUGCAUUUCACUAUCAAGAACCCACGUUGGCAGCCACCACAGGAUAGUUCUGUCUUCAUAAGUCACUUGAAAGAGAAAGUCCAGCAGGAUGCCCAAUCAGGACCCUCCACCCAACUUUUGUUGUCUGAGGCCCCACUCUGUGUGUCACUGUUUUCAAACGAGUCCGACACUAGUCCAAACAAUCCUCUGGCUAGUGUGUUCACUCAUCCAUGGUUGAAAGCACCUGGUCUGCCUAGCCGGGACUGGCGUUUCCUCCCCCAAAACACUACUGCCUCAGCUGCUGCUUCCGUGCUGGCUUCACUGUCUGCUUCACAACCUUCCCCAGCCAGCCGUACCCACUCUGUGAACACACUUUUGCCCUCAAACAGCCGCCAUUCUUUAUCACAGCACCAUGGUAGCACUAUGUACUUCAGUGACCGCACUGUAGUGGACAGCAUGUCUGCUAGUGAAGCUACAAGGCUCCAUAAUUCGGCACUGCUGAUGGAGUAUGCCUCUGCAGAGAUGAGCCUUCAUGCUAUUUACAUGCAUGAGGUACACCAGCUGAACUCACUGUCUCAACGUGCAGGGGUAGCACUUUCACAGAUCCCUGUGUCACUGAAGGAAUCCAGCUGCAGCCCUGGUCAGGUGGCAUCCAUCAAUCCAGACAACCACUCAAUUCCCAGCAAUAGAAGACUGGGUGGCUGGAUGGAGGAGAAGGAGGAGGAGGAAGAAGAAAUAAUAAUAAACAGAUCAGCAUCUGAGUCAGGAGCAGUUUCUGAAGUGCCUUAAAAUUUUGUGCUGAAGCGUUCAUCAGAUGGAUGGAAACACUGGACUUACAUGAUCUUUUUCUGAUCACCAUUCAAGAAGUUUGGUUCAAUAAAUGAGAACUUCAGAGAGGUCAGAGGUUAUGGACUCUCUCACAAUGCUCUUGUAGUCAACAAGGAGGGGAAACCACAGAUGUCGUCCUCAUCACCCCCACAAAGAAACACCAGAUAGUACCACAGUGUUGUGUGCUUGUGUGUAAGUGUGUGUGCAUAUUGUGUCUUGUUUUAAGACAGUAUUUUAAAUAAAACCUGGGCUUUAUGCCAAUGUACUGGUUCUAACUGCA